Messenger RNA from Micropterus dolomieu (smallmouth bass), 392 nucleotides. Its product is annotated as MIEF1 upstream open reading frame protein-like. NCBI's taxonomy places the organism in Eukaryota, Metazoa, Chordata, Actinopteri, Centrarchiformes, Centrarchidae. The record is from RefSeq and is a predicted model, not a curated record. The coding region runs from base 180 to 392 and encodes 70 amino acids. The transcript has 2 exons.
UAACAAAAAGAUGAUAACCCGGAUGUAGUGUGUGAGUAGUGGACAAUAAGUUUCCGGUUGUCACUGUCGACUCUGACCCCCGGUUUGUGCAGAGCCCUGCCUCUCUGCCAGAAGACAGAAUAUUUGGUCUAAUUUCUGAGACGUGCCAGGGUGUCCCCCCUCUCCAUGUGUGGUCCCUAAUGGGCGGCUGGUCUCGCAGUGCCGUGCUGGAGCUGUACCGGGCGCUGCUCCGUGCAGGGCGUCACCUUCAGUACACUGACCGUAAUUACUAUCGCCGUGCCGUGGCGCGCGAGUUUCGCCGCUGCCAAGCCCUGACCGUACCUGAAGAUAAGGAGGACGCACUGAGGAGGGGCCAGUUCUUCCUCAGAAGCAGAUUGGGCGGGCUUAUGUAG